Molecule: messenger RNA, 4710 nt
Organism: Pygocentrus nattereri (red-bellied piranha)
Lineage: Eukaryota; Metazoa; Chordata; Actinopteri; Characiformes; Serrasalmidae
Gene: arhgap46a
Exons: 10
Coding region: 142-3435 (1097 amino acids)
Biological process (GO): signal transduction
Cellular component (GO): cytoplasm; cytoskeleton
Molecular function (GO): GTPase activator activity; protein binding
Source: RefSeq, a predicted model, not a curated record
UGAACCUGGCAACCCUGCUCCCGACCACAGGCGGCCCGCUUCGACUUAAACACAUUUCACACAUCCUCUGCUGGAAAGAGCACGUUUGAUACCGAGAGAAAUGAAUAGGUUUUAGGUCGUUUGCCCUAUAAUGUGAGGGGUAUGGCCGGGACAAGCUUUGACUGGGUGGAGAUUCUGGAACCACGCUCCCGGGAGCACAUGUAUGUGAAUCUGGCAACAGGAGAGUGUGGCUGGGAACCCCCUGCAGAUGCUCCUGUUCGCCAGGCCGAUGGCAAUCAGUGGUGGGAACUCUUUGACAGCAACAGUGGCAGAUUCUACUACUACAACUCUACUGGUCGUCUGACUGUUUGGCACCGGCCACAAGGAGCUGAUAUUGUGCCCCUCUCCCAGCUUCAGGCCUUUAAGCGCUGUGCCGAAUCUGAAUGCAAGGCAGUGUGCGUGAAGGAAAGGCAGUAUGCGAGUGGAAGCACUGGGAGUCAAGGCAGAUGCACCCCACAGCCACCUACAGAGCCCUUCACUAAAGAGCUUAUAGCUACUGAGAAAGAAACCAAAGAACAAAGCACUGAGAAUAUGCAGCAGUGGGAAAACAGCAUGGAUAGUAGCAAGGACUCGCUCAGGGAAGAAAACAGGGACACAGCUCAGAGACGGCAGCCCCCUCUUGGUGCUAAGGCCCCAGUGUUAGUGAAGAUUAACAGUAUUGGCCGAAACCAGACAAAGGGAACAACUGGAUCAGCUUCCCUUCAGCUCCCUAUCAACAAAAUGCACAGUAAAGCCAAUGGUCAUGGUGCCUGCACUUUAAAUCCUGUCAGUGCUAGGUCAGCAGAAAAUUACUUGUUGUGUGCUCAGGCUUACAAAACUACACCUGCUGGCAAGAUGGCCGCUGACACAGGGCAGGCCCACCACCUAAGGAAGGGCAGCAAUUGUAGCUGUCUGGUGACCUCUAAUGACCCGGUUCCACACCAGGCAUCUCUCAGGGUGCAGUCCAGCACUCCAAGGCCAGUUUCUCCUCACUGUGGAGCUACAGCACGCUUGUAUGAUGACCCUCUACCAGAUAGCCCCAUUUAUGACGAGCCUCCUGUCGAUAUGGAAGUGGAGGGUGCUCACCUACAAAACGGCCUGUCCCGCCAUGCUCAUAGCCUACAGACCACUAAGCUCCUUCGACACCCAGGACAGACUCUCCCUGGAUCCAGGCACAAGAGGAAUCCCUCUGCUUCUGAUUACAGCCCUGCUGGCGUGGAGUGCAUCAAGCAUAUGGUAAAUGUUGACCUGAAACAGGCACUUCUGUCCACAUCAACUGCACUCUCACCUGGUCUGUCAGCCUCUUCUGGUCCUGAAUCUGUGCUCCCCCAACAGGCCAGAAAAGAACCAGUAGGCCUAGAAAAGAAGCAGUCAUGGAGGCUUCUGGAAGCGGGUGUUCUUAGAGCUAUGGAGGUGCAUCACAGCAGGCAAAGCAGUCAGGUCUCCCCGGACUAUUCCACUCCACCACCUCCCACAGGAACCUAUCAAGACUCAGGCUAUUCCACUGGGCCAUCCCCAAGUCUGCACAGAAAGAGCAGGAGGAGGAUGGGUGCUGGGAUCCAGAUACGCCCAGGCUCUGUGGGCAGCACAGGAGAGCUCACUGCCCUAAACGAACGCCUAAUGGCUGAGAUGAGGGAGGUAGUAAGCCGCUCCAACACUAUGCGCGAGACCAAGGAGAGUCUGGAUUUGGAGAUGUUGGAGGGCUGCUCAGUGCAACACUCACAAUCUUCAUUACACUUGCCCAGAAGGUUUGUUGGUGGAAUGAGGUGCUCUUCUAAGGAAGACAUUGUUUCCAGUAGCAGGUCUUUAAGCAGAUCAGGAAAUCAUGCCAGUGUGACCCUCACAACACUGGAGAUUCCUGGCAGGCAGAAAAGGACAUAUGAAAAAGUGGACACCCUGGAGAAGAGUAUUAACAGCCAGGUUAGCCUCCCCUCUCCUGAGACUCCUGGGCCUCCCUCUCAGGCAGGGACGUUGGACUCCAAAACUCAGCUGAAGAGUAGAAACAAAGGCACGGUGGAUGGCCGAACAGCCUCUCUUGGCCCUCCUGGCAGCAUGACAGCGCGAGCUGUAAGCCGACAGAGCUUUCAUCUCUCCUACACCACCCUGCGCCAGCCUCCUGUGCCGGAUACAGGCAUGGCCGACUGGGCCAGUAAGCAUCUGAACCUGCACACACAGGGCCUGUUUCGACGACGCAUCUCAAUUGCCAACAUGCUCUCCUGGAACCGUGGCUCCAUCAAGAAGCCGAUGCUGGUGACCACGGACCGCACUGUGCGGAAGGAGGCCUGUGAGAUGUUCAAGCUGGUCCAGGCCUACAUGGGUGACCGGCCAUCGCGCCUUGACCGCCGCCAUGCAGCCCUCCUGAUCGUCACUAAGUGCUGGGGAAUGCAGGGUCUGCGAGAUGAGUUGUAUGUGCAGCUGGUGAGGCAGACAACAGGGAACACCAACCCCCGCAGCCUGGCUGCAGGAUGGGAGCUGAUGGCUGUCAGCUUGGCCUUCUUUGCUCCCUCACCCAAAUUCUGCUGCUACCUGGAAGGCUACAUCCAGCAACACAUGGACCCAGCCAAUGAUAAGAAACGUGAGUUUCUUGAUCAGCGACAGGUUACUCAGUUCAUACUAGACCAGCAGGACUUCAAGAAGAAGAAGUCCAGAAAGAAGAGAAAACAGAACACAGAAGAGGAAGAGGAUGGUUUCCCCAUCAGUACUUAUGCCAAGUACUGCUACCGUAAACUCAAGAAAGUAGCUGUCACCGGAGGAAAGAAGGGUCUUUGUAAACCCACCCUGGAGGAGGUUGAUCACAGCAGGCGAGCCAUCAUAACUCCCUCCCUGUUUGGUAGCUCUCUGGAGGAGGUGAUGGAGAGACAAAGUGAGCUCUUUCCAGACAGGAAAUUGCCCUGGGUGCAGGUGCAGCUCUCGCAAUAUGUUCUGGCUCUGGGGGGUGCUCAGACAGAGGGCAUAUUUCGGGUUCCUGGAGACAUAGAUGAAGUCAAUGCGUUGAAGUUACAGGUGGAUCAGUGGAGGAUUCCAGAGAACCUCUCAGAUCCCAAUGUUCCUGCCUCACUCAUGAAACUGUGGUAUCGGGAACUGGAGGAGCCGUUGAUCCCAUUGAGUUUCUACAGGCAGUGUGUAAGUAACUGCGACGACCCAGUGGCAGCCAUCAGUGUGGUUCAGUCCCUGCCGGACCUCAACAGACUUGUGCUAUGUUACUUCAUCCACUUCCUUCAGGUGUUUGCCCAGCCUGCAAAUGUAUCAGUUACGAAAAUGGAUGUGAACAACCUUGCCAUGGUAAUGGCUCCCAACUGUCUUCGCUGCCAGUCAGAUGACCCUCGUGUCAUUUUUGAGAACACACGCAAGGAGAUGGCCUUCUUACGCAUGCUUAUUGUUCACCUGGACACAAGCUUCAUUGAGGGCAUUGUGUAAAGUUCCCUAACCAGCUCAGGUAUAAGACUUUGCCACACAGCUGUUGACCAACCAGCCUGUGUCAACACGCUAACUAACUCAAACAUACUCAUUUUGCAAGUCAAAUGCACCGUUGUGGUCAGUGAUAUGCAGACUGAAUACUGAAAUACUCUUGUUAUUCAUGAAGGAUUACACACAAGCCGUUUCGAGUACUAUAUGUUUGUACAGCUACACACAGCAAUAGAAAAUGUCUUUGGUUCAUUUUUGAAAUAAUUCAGGUUUAUAUAAUGAAAAAGAUUAACACAUUAGAUUCAGAUGUAAUGUGCAAGGGUAAAAGCCCGUUUAAAGUCUUUGUGACUAUCCAAAAGAGUGCGUUCAUUUUUGUUGCUAGUUGUGAUUGUCACAGAGUGAGCCAUAGUGACAGUCUGUGAGAGCCUUUUGUAGCUUCUUCUAUUACUGUGGUGUUUUAAAGAAAGAAAUGCAAACUUAAUUACUGUGUACAGACAAAACUGAUGUUAGUGGACAAGUAAUAGUAAAAGCUGAAUUGUAAAAGCUGAAGUGGAGGUUUUUGAUAUUGCCCUUGAAAUGAAAUAAUUUAUUGUAUUUUAAGCAGUAAGAUUUUUUUUACCAUGCUCUCUUAUAUAAUGUUUUUGUAACUUGUAGUAGGCAUUAUUUAAAACACUACUUUGACAAUCAAAUAUGUGAAGUGUGAUAUAAGCUGUAAUAGUGUGGUGUAGUCCAAAGUCUCCAGCUUGCUCGCUGCAUCUGUAAAUAAAAUAAUUUUCAGUGAAUUUAUUAAUUUAAUAUGAAUGAGUUACAAUUGUUAGGCUUGACUUUCAAUCAACGUGAUUGGGUUCUGAUUUAGUGAUCCAUAUGUUAACCAUUGGAAUCUUGAGCUGUCUGAACAAAGUUUUACAUUUCUUACUCUGCUUUUGUCAUUGUAUUGCUGUGUUAUUCAUUGUGACUUAUUUGGUGUAAAUAAAGCAUGUAAAUACUUAAUUUACUGACAAUGCUUUCAAAUAAAACUGUAACAGUAAUAGUAGUGAAAAAAGAAGCUAGUUUUCAUUUUUGUUUGUGAUUGUUCUUUAAAGUUAUAAGCUGCAUAUGUAUGAUUUAAAUACACCUAAAUAAAUGUUGGUCUGUGUAUAUUUUCUGUGUGCUUGUGGAACAACUGUCCAAAUGAGAAAAAACAAGUUUCUUGCCUGAGAAUUCUACCUGAAAUACUUUGUAGUUUGUGCUGCACGUUAUUUAAUGUACACUUUAUGGCUGUUGAAAAAAUAAAGGGCACACACUUUA